This is a messenger RNA of Microthlaspi erraticum, 2523 nucleotides long. NCBI's taxonomy places the organism in Eukaryota, Viridiplantae, Streptophyta, Magnoliopsida, Brassicales, Brassicaceae. The record is from the annotation of a GenBank genome assembly.
AUGGUGGAUCAGAAGAAGACAACAACAUUACCGGUCUUCUUCUUCUUCUUCCUCUUGUUGUUAGAGUCAACGUUUGAGCAACAGACAAGUUCCUCGGCUGAGAAAUCGGCGCUUUUGGCACUUCGGUCUUCUCUAGGGCUAAGAGGCAAGGAUUGGCCUGUAAAAGGCGAUCCUUGCCUGAAUUGGAACGGCGUAAAAUGUGAUAACGGCACUGUAACUGAGAUCAACAUUUCAGGGUUCAGAAGAACAAGGAUUGGGAAUCAAAACCCGGAAUUCUCAGUCGGUUCGCUCGUCAAUCUCACCCGGUUAACGUCCUUCAACGCCUCAAGCUUCUCUCUUCCAGGUCCAAUCCCGGUUUUGUUCGGAUCGAGUCUGUUGACUUUGGAGGUGUUGGACCUCAGUUCUUGUUCAAUCACCGGAACAGUUCCCACAAGUCUGUCUCGGUUAUCACGCCUCACGGUUCUUGAUCUCUCCUCAAACUCGUUAACCGGUUCGAUUCCCGCUAGUCUCGGUGCACUCUCAAAGCUCCAACGUCUGAAUCUUUCGCGUAACGCCUUGUCCUCUUCAACACCUCUCUCACUCGGAGACCUCUCUGCUUUAACCGACCUUGAUCUCAGCUUCAACGACCUCUCCGGUUCGGUUCCAUCACAACUGAAAGAGCUAAGAGACUUGCAGACACUUGUAAUCGCCGGAAACCGCCUCUCAGGAUCACUACCUCCUGAUCUGUUUAGCUCUCUGAGUAAACUACGGAUCGUUGACUUCCGAGACAGUGGUCUCACCGGAGUUUUACCUUUCAGGCUAUUGUCGUUACCAGACCUGACGAUGCUAGAUCUUUCCGGAAAUCAAUUCUCCGACGAGCUGCCUAAUGCCACUGACAGUUUUGACUCUACAGUCUCGUUCCUAAACAUAUCCGGAAACAUGUUUUACGGCAAUCUCACACUUUUACUGAAAAGGUUUAAAGUUGUUGAUCUGUCAAGUAACUACUUCCAAGGUAAAGUUCCAGACUUUAUACCCAUCAGUGCUUCUUCUUCCUUGAGCAACAACUGUCUUCAGGGACCAGUGGAACAGAGGAAACUGUCGGAUUGCUCUUUGUUUUACUCCGAAAAGGGACUAACUUUCGACAAUUACGGACAACAGAACAAGACUCGUAAAUCUCCCUGGUUAAGCCACAGGGCUAUAGUAAUAAUCGCUGCGGUUGGAGGGUCUAUUCUGGUCAUGCUCAUUCUCAUAUUGUUACCAAUCACAGUGAGUUUAUGUGUCCGUCGACGAAGAAACAGAUCAUCAACUAGUGGGAGACACAACGGUGUUGGUCCAUUGCCUCCAGACGAAGCAGCACUUCCUUCUACUAUCAACUUUGCAAGCCUUGGAUCCUCUUUCACCUAUCAACAGCUGCUCAAUGCCACAAAGGAGUUCCGUGAUUCGAACCUGAUCAAGAAAGGACAAUCAGGGGAUGUUUUCAAGGGGGUUUUAGAGAGCGGAGUCCAGAUUGUUGUGAAAAGAAUCAGCUUGGAAUCGACAAAGAACAGCGAAGCGUAUCUAACCGAGUUGGAUUUCUUCAGCCGGUUUGCUCAUCCGAGAAUAGUCCCGUUUUUAGGGAAAUGCUUGGAGGGGACAACUCUUAAGUUCUUGGUGUAUAAGUACAUGCCAAACAGGGAUUUACCAAGCUCACUCUUCUAUAAAUCAAACUCCAUUGUUGACGAUGGAUUGAAGUCUCUCGAUUGGAUCACCAGAUUGAAAAUCGCGUUGGGAGCGGCAGAGGGACUUUCUUAUCUGCAUCACGACUGCUCACCAUCUAUCGUCCACAGAGAUGUCCAGGCAAGCAGCAUUCUCCUGGAUGACAAGUUUGAAGUGAGGCUUGGAAGCUUUAUCAAAGCUUGUCAUCAAGAAAACAAUGGCCGUCCUCGGAAAAUCGCCCGACUGCUCAGCAGAUUAUCCCAGUCUUCUCAAGAAAUUGUUCCGGGCUCUCCAGCAACAGCGACAUGUGCAUACGAUGUGUUCUGUUUCGGGAAGGUACUGUUGGAGCUAAUCACAGGGAAACUCGGACUCAGCUCAUGCGAAGAACCCCAAUUCAAAAAAAUGUUGACCGAGAUUUUGCCACAUAUUUCAUCACAAGAGAAAGAGCCAGUGAUCAACAUUCUAGACCAGUCUCUUCUCGUCGACGAAGACCUUUUAGAAGAAGUUUGGGCAAUGGCAAUCGUCGCUAGAUCUUGCCUUAACCCAAAACCAGCGAAACGACCACUUAUGAGACACAUAGUGCAAGCUUUGGAGAAUCCUCUGAGAGUCGUCAGAGAAGACAGCAGCGAGUCUGAGAGAUUCCGUACGACGGGAUCUUCGAGAGGAUCGUCGAGUAGUGGACGAGUGUUCGGGAGCUGGAGACAAAGCGUGUCUGAUCCAGUUGCGGCGGGAACGAGUAGCCUUCUGUCUCAAGCGGAGGGUUUAGGGAGAACCAGUGGUGCGAUGGGAUCGUCGGCGAGGGAAAGUAGCCGUGGCGCAUCAAGCCGACGAAGUAUGAAAGAUGUAUAG